This is a messenger RNA of Colias croceus (clouded yellow), 4587 nucleotides long. RefSeq lists its product as uncharacterized. The transcript has 3 exons. Gene Ontology annotation, molecular function: aspartic-type endopeptidase activity; nucleic acid binding. Gene Ontology annotation, biological process: DNA integration; proteolysis. The record is from RefSeq and is a predicted model, not a curated record. The coding region runs from base 1 to 4587 and encodes 1528 amino acids. NCBI's taxonomy places the organism in Eukaryota, Metazoa, Arthropoda, Insecta, Lepidoptera, Pieridae.
AUGCCGUAUCCACGCAGAUUCGGUGUUGAUCCGCCUCCGCUACCGCUGCCGCUUAUAAAUGUAAUACUCGGCGGCGUGUGUUGCAAACUCAUAGCGAAAACCGGCCCACAUCACACGUUAUUACACGAAUGUUUUAAGCAGCAAGCUAGCGAGAAUUUUAGAAAUAAAAAAUUGAUGAGUAGCAACACCCAAAGACAGGUGUAUUACAGCCCCAAAAAUCAAGCGAAUACGUCUCAACAAGAUGAUUCUGAAGUACUUUUAGCCACCGCAUUGGUAAAGGUAACAGCUGAAGAUGGCAAACAGCACAUAAUGCGAGCACUGAUCGACCAAGGGUCUCAAAUUAGCAUCAUAACCGAACGAGCAGCACAGCAACUGGGCUUAAAACGCCAACAAAGCAAAGGGAUCGUCCUUGGUGUAGGGGGCCAAGAAAACAACUGUCGUGGAAAACUCAAGAUUAAUUGCCAAUCUAUAUAUAACAAUUUUACCUUCAACGUCGAUACAUUCAUCAUGACUAAUCUUAUAAAAAAUCUACCUAAUAGAUCGUUUGAAAAACCCGGCUGGUCGAAAUGUAUAGCGCACUUAAACUUAGCAGAUCCAGAAUUUAACAAAAGCCGAGCAGUAGAUAUUUUAUUUGGAGCAGAUAUUUAUUCAUACAUUAUGUUAGAUGGGAUCAUUCGAGGCCGCGAAAUCUCACAACCACUAGCACAGCAGACGCAAUUGGGUUGGUUAUUAUGUGGAGGCAGCAUAAAUACCUUCCAUUGCAACGUUAUUUUGAAUCACAUACAAGAGAUUCAAGAUUUUUGGAAAAUAGAGGAUAUACAGGAGCAAAAUGAUAUGUCAGCGAAAGAUAAGCAAUGUUUAGAUUAUUACUUAGCAACUACAAAGCGAUUAAAAAACGGGCGUUAUGAAGUAAGCAUACCUAUGGAGGAUCAAGCGUUACAAAAAUUGGGAUCGUCUGAAAAACUUGCAUUAGCACAAUUUAUGAAUUUAGAAAAUAAACUUAAUAAGCAGCAUGAAUUAUCGGAGCAAUACAAGCAAUUUAUGAGCGAAUAUAUACAACUGGGACAUAUGAAAAUAGCAGCAUUAAAUUCAAGCGUACAAUGUUUUUUACCACAUCAUGGGGUACAGCGAGCAGCAUCCAGCACCACUAAACUACGAGUCGUAUUUAAUGGAUCAGCUAAAACCACGACAGGCUACAGCUUAAACGACCUUAUGCACAAGGGACCCAAUAUGCAAAAGGAUUUACAAAGUAUCAUUAUCAAUUGGAGACUAUACCGUUACGCCUAUACAUCUGAUAUUGAAAAAAUGUAUCGACAAAUAUUAGUAAAAGAAGAAGACCAAAAACUUCAACAAAUAUGGUGGAGAUCAAGCCCGGACCAGCCUAUAAAAGCAUAUCAAUUAACAACUAUCACUUACGGAACGAAAGCAGCACCUUUCUUAGCAAUUAUGACGUUGAAUCAGCUAGCACAAGAUGAGCAAAAUAAUUUCCCAAAAGCAGCAAAAAGCAUUAAAGAAGAGUUUUAUAUGGAUGACUACAUCUCGGGAGCACACACAAUUAGUGAAGGUCAGCAAAAAAUAGCGGAGGUGAAUCAUGUACUUAGCGGAGCAGGGUUCCUUUUGAGAAAAUGGAUUGCAAACGAUAAGAGCCUUAUUGAAAACAUUAUCAGCGAAGAACGAGACGAGCAAUCAACAUUUAUGUUUAAAACGGAAAACACGCCGAAAACCUUAGGCCUACGAUGGGACCCGAUUAGUGACGUAUUUGUAUUUGACUAUGAUAGCGUAAUAAAUGAAUACUCAGCAAAGUUAACGAAAAGAAAAUUAUUAUCGGAAAUGUCUAAGCUAUUUGACCCAUUAGGAUGGUUGACGCCACUUACAACAAAAAUUAAGAUUUUAUUUCAAAAGGUAUGGUUACAAGCAGAUCUUGAAUGGCGUGAUCCAGUCUCCCAAGAUAUAAAAAGCGAAUGGAUAAAAAUAAAAAAAGAGCUAAACACGUUAAAAUGUAUUAAAAUUCCCAGAUGGUAUAAAUGUGAUGAGAAUAGCACAAUUGAAUUACAUGGGUUCUGCGAUGCCUCAAUAAAAGCCUAUGCAUGCGUCGUAUAUGCCAGAGUCGUAAAAAAUAGCUCAAUCUCAACUAUAAUAAUAGCAGCAAAAUCCAGAUUAGUACCGAAUAAAAAAGAAGUAUCGUUACCUAGAUUAGAAUUAUGUGCCAUGGAGUUAUUAACAAAGUUAAUGAAUAAAAUAAAAAAUAGCAUCAGCAGCACAAAAGUUGAAAUUUAUGGUUGGAGCGAUUCAAUGGUAGCCCUUGGUUGGAUCAACGGAAACCCCGACCGUUGGAAGCCCUUUGUAGCAAAUCGGGUAAAGAAAAUUCACGAAACAAUGCAACCUCAAUCAUGGCGCUAUAUAAAAACGAAGGAAAAUCCAGCUGACGCAGCGAGUCGAGGUCAAACAGCAUUACAAUUAAAAGAAAACUUAUUAUGGUGGCGAGGUCCGGGAUGGUUAUUAAGUUCAGAUUUUAAAAAUAAGCAGCAGCACACUAAUUAUACGACAAAUUUAGAAAUAAGAAAACAAGUUAAUAUUAUUCAAAAAGCAUACACAUCAAGCAUAAUAGAUCAUUUAUUAUACAAAUAUAGUUCAUUAUUAAAAAUAGUACGAGUAUUAGCAUGGAUAUUACGAGCGAUUACACCGUCAUUAAAACAAAGGCCGACGUAUCUCACAUUACAAGACGUGAGAAAAGCUAAAACAGCAAUUAUUAAAUAUGUUCAAUCGACUGAAUUCUCAGCUGAUUUAGAGCAAUUAAAAAAGGACAAUAAAUUACGAUCUAAUAGUGCAUUAUUAAGCUUAAAUCCAUUUUUAGAUGAAAAUGGUAUUUUAAGAGUUGGAGGACGUUUAAAAAAUUCAAACAUCAGCGAAGAUAUGAAACAUCCAAUAAUUAUUCCAUAUAGCGGGCGUUUAACGGAACUACUUAUAAAUGAAGCACACGAACUUUCUUUUCACGGUGGAGCAAAAAUUACUAUUUCAAUUUUAAGGCAAAAGUACUGGAUAAUCAAAGGAUAUCGAGCAACAAAAAAGCAACUUCGGACCUGUAUCACAUGUAAGAAGCGAGAACCUACAAAAUUACAUCAACUAAUGGGAGAUAUGCCUAGCUAUCGUGUCAAUCCAGCUCCUCCGUUUUAUCAUACAGGAGUUGAUUUUACGGGAUUCGUCAACGUCAAGAUUAAUAAAGGUCGAGGAGUAAAAACCACAAAAGGUUACAUAGCGUUAUUCAUAUGCAUGGUUACGAAAGCAGUACAUAUAGAGAUAGUUUCCGACCUCAGCAGCACAACUUUCAUAGCGGCUCUGCGACGCAUGGCAGCACGACGCGGAACCCCAAAGCAUAUAUAUUCAGAUAAUGGCACGAACUUUGUCGGUGCAAAUAAAAUUAUACAACAAGAAUAUAAUGAAUUAAUAAGCAAUUUUAGCGAUAGUUUUUACAAAGAAAUCACUGAAAUGGAGAUAGAAAGGCACUGGAAUUGUCCAUCGUGGCCUAGCGCAGGAGGAAUUUGGGAAAGAUCGAUAAGAAGCCUAAAACAGCAUAUAAAAAGAGUAGUGGGAGAGCAAGCUUUAACCUUUGAAGAAUACAGCACAAUCCUUGCACAGAUAGAAGGAUGCCUUAAUUCAAGGCCUUUAUGUUCAAUUACGGAAGACGUAGAAGAUUUAGAUUUCUUAACACCUUCACAUUUCUUAAAUCAGCGAGCGGAGAAUACUCUCAUAGAAACAGCACAUGAUGCCAGGACUAGAUGGUACUUAGUAGAUAAAACUUUUAAUGAUAUUUGGAAACGGUGGAAAAAUGAAUAUCUCAGCCAGUUGACCGUUCGAAGCAAAUGGUUAGAACCUCAAAGGAACCUUAAAAUAGGGGAUUUAGUGACCAUUCACGAUGAUAUUAUGCCAGCCGGGAAGUGGCCAGUGGGCCGAGUAGUAGAAACCCAUCCAGGAAGCGACGGGUUGCAACUUGAAAACAAGCUAUAUCUGAAACCGGACAUAUUAGAAACCAAAUUAAAUCCCAUCCACAAUCUGAUUAACUCUGCUCUGCCUAUCACAAACUACUCUGACAACGAAGAAAUCAAUACAUCAUUAAAAUCUCUUGGGGAGAAAAUAAAAAUUAUGAAAAACGCUGUCGAUGAAACGGAUACCUUAGGUAUUUCGCAACACGACCUACACCAAUAUGCCGUAUCAUAUGGAACACUAGCAUUAACAAUAUUAGCAAGCAUCUUAUUCUUCGUGUGGUGGCGAAGGAGUCGAGCGACUCCACAGCAGAGCGUCCCAGGAGCCCAACAGCAGAGCGUCCCAGCAGCGCAACAAACUAUUCAGUCUCGGACCAUACCCCAAGAGUGUGUCGAUUCUAGUGUGUGCGUGCAUCAAAAAAGUGUUACUAGUGUUCGUGCGUCUCCCUUACCCGAGCGGGGAGAGUGUAUCAGUGAAGUAGCGUCAUGUGAACAAAACAGACUCAGACGAUGGGCAAGUGCGCGUUUUAAAAGGAGCGAUAGGUCGACAUCGCCAAUAGCUAACAAACGCUCUGCUAUAAUAAGUGACUCGGUGGUGGAAAUAUAA